Messenger RNA from Myripristis murdjan (pinecone soldierfish), 1663 nucleotides. Its product is annotated as THAP domain-containing protein 5-like. Lineage: Eukaryota; Metazoa; Chordata; Actinopteri; Holocentriformes; Holocentridae. Bases 133 to 1206 code for a protein of 357 amino acids. The record is from RefSeq and is a predicted model, not a curated record. Gene Ontology annotation, cellular component: nucleus. The transcript has 3 exons.
CUCCUUGCUCCACCACACGGAAGUAACAGUAGCAGUUUGUGUUUACGCUGUGCAUUUUCCGAAAAAAAAAAAAAAAAACAUUAGCCACAAACUCACCUGUGUAAUGCAUUUUCAGGUGGCGCAGCCAUAGCUAUGCCUCGGUACUGUGCCGUGAAAGUUUGCAGAAACCGCGGAGGAACUGCGUCGAAACAAGAGGACAAGAGAAUUAGCUUUUACCCGUUUCCCUUGCAGGACAAGCCCAGGCUGCAGAAAUGGGUGGACAACAUGAAGCGAGAGGAGUGGACCCCGAGCCGACAUCAGUACCUGUGCAGCGAGCACUUCACAGACGACUGCUUCGAUAUCCGCUGGGGGAUCCGAUACCUGAAGAGCACCGCCAUCCCCACCAUUUUUCCCUCCAUCCAAGAUGGGAGUGACACAAAAGUCACCAACGGUAAAAGGAACAUUAAAGCCAAAGCCAGGACUUGUGAUAUUAACAGUGAACCCACCAGGCCCAGCUCCCCACCCAGUAAGAGGCCACUCAUUUUGACCCGGACGUCCAAAGCCGCUCAGCCAACGACAACAAUAAGCAGUCUCUCUGAGGACAGAGAGACGACAGAACCUAUUCAUGUUGGAUUAUUUGAGCUACCGCUGGUCUCUGACACUUGCACCUCUUCUAACAUGUCGCUAAACGGGGCCUUAUUCUCAGAGAUUCAGACUUCUGCUUGCAAGCUGCCGGGUGACAGUGGCACUCUGACAGCAUCAUGCCUUACACUGUCCGGCGGGGACGAGCUUCACACUCAAGGCGACACCGAGCCACCUGUGACCGUGCUGUGCUGUGAAUCCUUGGGCCCCUUUUCCGAAGGCGAGGCCGCCAUGGAUGCAGCUGCCCUCCAAGCAGCGCUGGGCCAGACCUUUAGCUUCGUUCCCAUGGAAAUGAUCAACGGCGAAUCUGUAGACUUUGUGUCAGAGGACACAGGACCCAGUGAGGGGGAGAACAUUUGCGUUUACGAGCACUCGUACUGCAGACCGGACACGGACAGAGAGCAGCUUUGGGGUAAGAUCUUGAAUUUGCAUGCAAAGAUCUUGGAACUGGACCGCAGGGAGGAGAGCACUGUGGCCAAAAUCCGUUCCCUGGAGAGUGAGAUCGUACACCUGAAGAGGGAUGGUGCUGUUUUUAAGGAAAAGCAGAAGGUAUUAGAAGAUUAUAUAUCAUCCAUAUUGCUCUGAUAUUGCACUUGAUUAGCAGUUAAGGACUCUCCUUGAAUGAGAUUGGAGAUUGGUUGCAUUGUAGCUACCAUUCAGACAUGUUACACUCCAGUGAUUGUCUCAACAUGCAUAUUACAUAAUAGCAAAAUUUUGUCUGAUAAUCUUGUGUAACAAGGUUAUAGAUGACAUGCCAUUUCUUAUAAAAGCUGCUGACAGCUUAAAAUGUAUCACACAGUUGCAAAUCUGAUUACCUGGCUAUCUCCACAUGGUGGCACUGUCUGACUGUUUUGAUAGAAACCAUUGCAGUCUUCAUGGAAGCAUCGGUUCUCAGCGGCUUGUUGCUUUUGCAAAUCUUUUUAUCAAUGUAUUUAUGUUGUAUGUCCUUGAAGUUUCUCUGUGAAAUUGGAUGUCCUUAACAUAUUUUCUUAAUUUAUUUACUGCUCUUACAUGCUGUUGUGCUUUUUAUUAAAGUAAUACA